This is a messenger RNA of Coccidioides posadasii C735 delta SOWgp, 1133 nucleotides long. RefSeq lists its product as uncharacterized. The record is from RefSeq and is a predicted model, not a curated record. Lineage: Eukaryota; Fungi; Ascomycota; Eurotiomycetes; Onygenales; Onygenaceae.
AACCCAUCUCCUGUUUUAUCCUUCCUGUCCUCUUUCAUCCCUUUCGCAUUGAUUGUUCCAUCGUUUGCGCACACAUUGAAUCCAAAGUGCUAUCUCAAUUGGCCUAUUCUUUCGCCCCGAUUUGUCUAUUUACUCUCCACAACGCGCUCCACUAGCUUACCAAGAAAGCUACAUACAAACAUGUCAGCCGAAGCUGUCAACGGAGGCCCGGUGGCCCAGCCCGUCCCCGCCAGGGAUGCCCAAGAAAACAAGGAGGCAACCCCGCAGCCCGAAAAGCCCAUCGAAGUGAACGGUGACGCGGCACAGCCUGAGGAGAAAGAGAAGGCAACUGAAGGAGAAAAGGCAAUCGGCGAAAAGCGCGAACAUGAUGAAUCUGGAACCGCCAAAGAAGGCAAAGCGACGUCUGAAGGGCCUCCUGAAAAGAAACAGAAGGUUGAAACGGAGAAGCAACCUGAUGGAGAGGCAAAACCGGCAUCUCCAAACAGAGAGAACGUCGAUGCGGCAAACGGCAUGAAGAAGAGGGGACCUGGCCGUCCUAAGAAGGGCGAAGCGAAGAAACAACAGAAGACUCCGACACCACGAAGCACCGAUGGCAUUGGAAGCAGAACCCGGAGCCGAACCAAGGCCUGAGCGGCAUGUGGCUUGUAUCAGAAGCAACGGAAUAUUUUACUCAUAUUACUUUCCAUGAUCCGCGGGCUCAGAUACUCAAAGUCGCUAGAUCGGCAAACCUUUGACUUCGUUUGUCUAUUUUUCGACCCUAUUUCGACGCUAUUGACCCGCCCGUGAGCAAGGUCUCUCUGAAAUUCAAUGCCUUUAUUGUCUUUUUGUUGUACGGAUAUUUCUCAUAUUGGGUGCAUUAGUGAAAACUUAUCUGGGGGUAUCAAGCUGGAUGGAAGGGAUCUGUGGGAUUUUGUGCAAUAUUAAGUGAUAGUGUCCCUUUCAGGAAACAUACGGGUCUGCUCUGCCUGGACUGAGCAGGAAACAGCCAUGUGUGCUGAGCCAGUCCGUUUUUCUAUGUGUGGUAUUUGGUCAAAAAACUGUUUAAAUUAGCCAACAGGAUCUGGAAAUUGCCCGGUCGUGAAAUCUGGUUCCGCUCUCGUAGUUUUAUAUUCUUUUGCUAUGGAGUCCUAGAG